GUAAAUCUCAACUUUGAAGCACUUCACAUACAUUCUGUACGUAAAAUAACGAUAUCACCAUGGCCAAUGAGGUACCUGCUGUGUAUUUUGGCCAUGCAUACGUAUGAUACGAGCACAUUUAAUAGAUCGCGUGGGUGGAGUUGUGUAUUUUUUCAACAGCCAAUACUAUCGUUGUGAGACGAGGAAAACUUUAUUUAAUUCUUAGUAGAGCCAGGUGGAGAACAACUACAGACGUCUGUUAUUCAAUUAUUCAAAUCUGACAGCACUUACCACUUUAAGUGUAUCGACUGUCAUACCGUGUACAGACGGAGAAGACGUCUUGAAACUUAAUAUUUGAUAUAUACAAAGUUCAAAGAUCAUUUAUGUCUACUGAAGUGGUGGCAUUGGCACACACUAUGACAUUUCAUGGCCGACAGAAAGCUAAGUCUCUACCUACUGUGGUAUAUCGCAUGAACUCUAGCGGUUCUGCGAGUUUUAAUCUAGAUGAUGAGGAAUUUAAUGAGAAGCAUGAAUUUUAUAACACAAGCGGAUCCGAGCAGGACGAUUCGCCGUCCACAGAGUCUUUGGAAAUUCACUUGAAUAGGUAAGCUAUCAUACUAUAUGAUUGCAUAGGUAAACUGUACGUGAUCAAACUUGUAACAUGAAUACAUGAUCUGGCAUUCUUGCUGGAAAAGCCAGUACCAGCGCAGGAGGAAAAUGAGACUCAAAGGCAGAAAAGCUAAGCACUAGUUCAGGUAUUAUUUAAUAGACCAAUUUAAAAAGUUGUUAAAAUCCAUUGUAUUGGUAAUUAACAAGAUUUGCUGGAGUCGUGUAUAUGCUCUAUUUUAACCAGCGGGAUAUGAGAUCAAUACAGUACCUCGAUAUAGAAUGUCGAUAUACAACUAUUCAAUGUGGCAUUUGCCAUUUGGCUGCAGACAUAUUCCGCUUGAAGUUGCUUGAACUAGCAAGUGCUAGCUCUAAAUGUGUAAAUAUUGACAGUUCUCAUUCUUUAAAAUUUAGCGCGUACAUAGCUAGGUGCUAUAUUUGUUGGCUAUUCGCAUUUGCUGUAAGCAAUUCACAAUCACAAAUUCUUGAUAACAGGACCGCUGCAACAGGACGAAGAUGCGCCAUUAUCGUGUUUUGUGACGUACUUCCUGUUUCUCUUCCAUUUAUGUCAUGAACUCUAUUAAAAUGUUAAUGUAUUAUCAUCCUUCGCGUUGCAUAAUGGGAAAUGUUAUUAUUAAUGGCCGCAGGUUUUUGUCGAGAAGUGUUCUUUGCCAACAAUCUUGCAUAAAUGUCCACAACUACAGAAGAACAACAAAAUGAGAUGCCUUCUGAAAGCGACAUCUCACUGCGAAACGGGUCGAUAUCGAACAAUAAAUCUAUUGACGAUGAUUCUGACUCUCCGCCACCAGAACGUCCGACAAACUUGUUCGUCCGAUCAAAGUAUGAUACAAUCAGUGUCGAUGAAAGUUUACAAAAUGAAAGGUAGUUUUGUAUUACAAAUCAGAACAGAGGCUUUAGACCAUUCUUGUGCGUGAAUGUUUAUCUUGUGCGUGUAUUUUUAAGGCUUUGUUGGCUCUAUGUUUUAAAUUAGAACGAGAGAUUUCCUAAAAAAUUUUGAUCUUGUGUAUUUAUUAAAUAUUUUCGUUCGCAGGCAGUGGGCGGUUUGAGGCUUUCUUGCACCUGUCCAUCCACAAACUUAGCGAGUUUGUGUAGCCAUAAAUCUUUAUAUUUUAAAUUUGUGAAUAGGUUACAUGUUGCAAAUGCAAUUUUUAAAUGAACAUUGCCCCUGUCACAGGCCCUGUGCAACAUCUGGGAAUAUUGUCUUCUUAAAUUUUGUCUUUUCACAUUGAAAUUCAUAAUGCAAAGGUCACACGUCCAGAUGCUCAUUAGUUAGCCAAAAAUUCUAAUUAUGGCGUUUUGGCGUAAUAGGUGUUGAUCAGACAACUUUAAGGACUUUUGCCAGCAAUUGGUAAAGUUCACAAUAUUGUAUUUUCUAAUUAGGUAUUGAAUACUAGUGUUUAUUUUUUUUCUUGCGGUCCGAAGUCAUAUUUUACGCUUUUCUGCAAUCUGAUUGGCUACGUGAGCGGUCCGUAUGAGCCCGUACGGACCGCGCGAGAUUUAAAGCCGUAGAGCCAAUGUUUUUAUUUUUCAAAAUUUAAAGACGAGUUUAAAGGCUACUUUUUAAAACAUUAAAAUGUCUACAGACGAUGAAAAACACAGUGAAAACGAAUUUUACUAUCUCACAAAAGAUAUUUCUCUUCCCGAUAGCAUUGAUAGAAACGACGUUUUAUUUGGGAGCUUCAUUCGCGUGCGGGAGGAGUGAUUGGGGAAGUCCAGAGGAGGAAUUAAAAAAAAUAAAAAUAUUAUUUACCGGUAUGGUCGGUCCGUAUAGAGAAAUAUUUCUCUCGGUCUUAAAAACGUCCCUCGGCCUUCAGCCUCGGGCCGUUUUUAAGACCUCGAGAAAUAUUUCUCCAUACGGACCUCCAAUCCGGUAAAUAACAUAUAUAUAUUACAGUAUAUGUAAGGGUGAACAACUAGAAAAGUGAUGGGAGCUAGGACUGGGAGAUUUUCAGCUUGCAUAAUUUUUUUUGGCCAUUGGCUUGUAUAGGAUUUUUUCCAAGAAUCUUUAAUAAAGACUUUUUAAUAAAGACUUUCUUUGUUAUCCCUCUUGCACAGAUUUUUUUGUAUUGACUUUGGAUCUAUAUUAAUAUUAUCAUGUUAUUUUCACUUGUGGUUAUUCUAUCAUAGGCACAGUGUAGAAACAGUUGAACAACCAUAUAUUGUAAUUAUUGCUACAGUUGAUGCCUAUUAUGAUACUGCUUCACAUUGUAAUUGCAUCGCUUUUAUAUGAAGUGAGGCAAGGUUGUUACUUGUUUUAGUAGGAUAUCUACUUUUAUUUGCUAUAGGCUGUUGCGAUAUAUCAAAAUUUCAAUAUACACUGUAUAUUGAUAUUUUUGUAAUAUAGAUAUUGCAAUAUUUGACUUGUCGAUAUAUCGAAAAUACCGAAGUUAAAUCGAUUUUUUUUAUAAAUAUCAAUAAACAGUUAUAUUUAACUUUUGUCAACCAUAAAUCGUUGUUUUUGAGGUCUUGUAAUACCAUUUUACAGUUUUGCCUUUUAAACAAAUAAUAAAGUAAUAAACCGUAAUUUAUGAUUUUUAUCUGACAUUCUGACUUGUAAUUUUGCAUGUGUUGCAAAGAUUCUAAGCGAGUAGGUAUAUUAUUAAAAGGAUUGAACCGGUCAUACAGUAUAGAUUUACAAAUUGCAAUGUUGCCCUUAAAGAAGUGUACAGGAAUGCACUUCGUGCAAAAUGCAAAUGUCAAAAAUAAUAUGAAAACUGAAAAAUAUUGCGAUAUUUUUUUUUAUAUCGAUAUUCGAUAUUUUUUCAAUAUCACAACAGCCUAAUUUGCUAUUACGAAAGUCACCGAACUGUGAAAUUGCAUCAAAAAUUUGUAUGUCUGCCACUCCCACAAACGUCUACGACCGCACCUACAUAGUUUUGCAUGUUUACAAUUCUAAUUUUGAACAGCCAAUCAGGUUCUUGGUAAUUGGCUGUUUAAAAUUAGAAUUGUAAACAUGCAAAAAUAUGUAGGCGCGGUCGUAGACGUUUGUGGGAGUGGUCGAUAUACAAAUUUUUUAUGCGAUUCCACAGUUCGGUGACUUUCGUAAUAUGUAUAAUAGCUUAUACAAUGUCUGUUUUGAUUGGAUAGAUAAUAAUCGCAACACCAGCAAAAGCAUCUUGUUUACACCAAAAGCUAUGGUGAGCUUUGCCUCGAUAAAUGAGAGCAAUUUACAAAAGCUAUUUGUACUGUACAAAUGAGAAGCAGAGAAAACACUAAAUGAGUUGCAAAGACAGGAUUAAGGGUUUUCAAUUAGUGCUGUGUAAACUCCGGUUUUUCGGCUCCGGCCGAAUUAUAGCUCUGAGCUCCUGCUCCGGCCACAUCAUAAAAUAUUAAAUAAAUAUUUUAAUAUUUUACGAUCAGAGAACAUUUAUUGAUAUUAUUAUGAAUAACCCUUUUCGUGCUUCCUAAUUAUCAGAUAACAUAACUCAGGAAACAAAACAGUGAAAACACUUAACCACGCAGAAAAUAUGUAUAUGGAAACCAGCCAGUGUUGCAAUUUUUAUAUAGCAUGACGCGAGGCAUGACGCUCAGACUCCACAGCGCAAUUGUUCGCAUGCAAACAAAGUACUCUGUCAUUUUCAAAAGGUUGAUAUUUAUUUGUUUCGUACUUUUUCGUUAUCUACAAGGCAUGAAUGCACUAGACUAUGUAGCGCUAAGUCAGAUGGCUUCAUGAAAGCAUGACGUUUGUAAGUUACGAUCAUAUUACAGCUUUUUGACGCUGUUCCUGUGGGCUGUGGCAGUUUGAGUCUAUGAUGAAUUCAUUAACAGCAAUUGGCAGUUUGCAGUAACUAACAAUCGUUUGACAUUUGUCUCAUUUUAUAUUGUUUUCUUGUCAUUUUGCAAUGACUAUCAUGGAGAUCGAGAAAAAGAUAUAGUAAGCAAACUUCAAGAGAAAGAGGCCCUUGCCAAGUCCUAAAACUAUUUUACUAAAACAAAUAUAAUAAAGUAAUUAUUGAUAUUGCAUUUAUUGUGAUACUAUUGAAUAUUGCAGUGAUAAUUUCCCAGAUGAUAAUGAUGUCAUGAUAUUUUGAAUGUUGAUAUUUGCUAUAUUGCUCAACCCUAGUACAGUUGUAUUUUGUAAAGCAGUUAGCCUAAAUUAAUCUUUAUUGGUUUCUUUCAUAGCAUUCAUGCUGACCAGGAAUCAACAAUACGAAGGUCAGCAAGGUAAUAACUGGCAAUGAAACUAGAUUGUCUGCUUGAUCUUUGAUAUCUGCAGACUACCAGAUUAAAUUAAAUUAUAUAAUUGUGAUGUUUGUGAUGUUACUCUGAGUGUUCAUCCACACCGGGCAAGCUGAAAAGUUUGCUUGGCAAAUCAUUUUUCUGAACGAUUUCCAAACAUUAUCAAGUUUAAAAAAGUGAUCACAAAUUUGUCAGAGACAGACUUUAUUCAUAACUGACAUGUCUUCUAGUGAUUUUGAUUGGUUGAGAACUAUAAUUAUGCAUGAAUUAUGAGAUUAUGUCAAAAUAAUAUACAUUCAACUAUCCAGUAACAAUAUGGGCAUGAAUGAAAAAUUUUAGGAAAGCCGUUUUAGGUGUUCCGUUUUCCCAAUUUGUUUGUUGAAGAGAUCUGUUUAUUAACUUGCUGGGUACAGGAAAUUUCUUAUUGUCCCCAUAUGAAAAAAUGCAAUUGGAAUUUGGAAUGAGUUUUUCUGUCUGAAGUUCAAUGGAUUCCAAUAGGAAAAUUUAAAUUCCAAUUGGAAUUCCAAUUGGAAUUUAUGCCAUUUUCCAGUAAAAAUUCCUAUUAGAAUUCCAAUUAGAUUUUUUUGUAAGGGUCCAGAUGGCUUCACUAGCACUGGUCACAUCUAGUCAGGGCCGUAGCCCCCCCCCCUCCAAUAAUUUGCUAAUAAUCCUUUUUCCAAAAUCAUGUAGACCUUUAUCAUUUAAAUAAUAUACCAUUUAUUAUCCAUGACAAACUGCAAAGAAUGAAGAUACAGUAUUCCUAUAUUUUCUCCUGCAACUCAUCCAAUAUAUAGUUAAUUAAAUACGCCUUUGCCCAUUUAGUACUACUAAAUUCUAAACAAAUUGUAAAUUUCGACACACUAUAACACUGUUUUCAGACCAUCAGAAUUAUGUCAAAUCUUCCCCAAAGUCCAGGGAAUGACAUUUCAGAGACUCUAAAUUUAAAAAUUUCCCCUAUAUUCUCACGCCUGCAGCGUUUGACUCAAGGCACUUGUUUUCAGACCCCCGAAUCAAAAAGCGCUUCCUACAGCACUGCUACUAGACUUCAUAGUUAUAAUAUAGUGUCUUGUUGCCCUGAUGAAAGGUCUGGUUUCAGGAAAGAUUACUUAUAGGAAUAGUGGUCGACAAAACACUGCAUUUUGUGCUGGUAAGUUGAUAGGCUACUUACAUUAUAUUUAAUGUAUGUAUUUUAUUUCUGUUGUUCAUUUUAGUAAUGUGGAAGGUAGCAGCAAGUUUCGUCUUCGGGACAUCAGCCCUUCUAGACUGAGAGAAAGACGUAAAAAGCAUGAAAGAAAGAAGUCUGAUAAGGAUGCAAAACUUUCCCCAUCCACAAGAAAAAAUAUUGUGAGUAAUCAAAUAAAACCAUUUAUCCCACUGAGUGCCAGUGCUCACCCACGGAUAACUGUCUGGUGUUAGAGUAAAAAUAAUAAAGUAGGGUGCAUUGGGGUACAAUGAGAAUUAAUGGGUUAAUGCACAGAACAAUAUAUUUCAUUUCACUUGGUGUAUCAAAUAAUCAUGCAUGGCUUAGGAAAAAAUUUAUUUGCAUGUAUUAUAUGGUUGUCGGAUGUUGGGAUCCAUGGUAUAACCAUAUGCAAAUGUGAUUUACUACAGACCGUGGUCAGAAGGUCUUGUCCAGCCUGGCAUGGAAGUUCUUUUUCCAGUUUUACACUAAAAUUACAGUUACUACGAUUUUCUCCUAAACCAAUUUUAAAAUGUGUUUUCUAAAAGCUAAAGUCUCAAGUUAGUGAUGUUCCUGCAUGAAGGCUUAGUGUAAUUUAUCCGAAAAAUGCCAGUUGACUCCAAUUUAGCUCACUCAUCUUGCCAACUAUGUGGGGCAACAUUAACUGCAAACUAAUAUUAGCAAAGGGUGGAUGUAUGUACAUACCUGUACUAGAGGUGUGCAUCGUAUUGGACGUUUAUAAUCCGACAAUUGGCUAAUGUUCAAAAUCCUAUCCGAAAUUGUCUAAUCCGAAUCCGAUCACAGGGGGCCAUUGUUAGCCCGUACACAGCCCGCAAAUUGCAGGCUUCAACACUGAGCUAUAUAUUUCAUACGUAAUUCUAAUACAUAACUUCAAUAAGACCCGGGAUGGGCCCCCUGUGAUCCGAUCUGAGUUUUUGAUAAAGAAUUCCGAUCCGAAGAAUACUUUAAUAAAAUAAAUUUCUCAUUCAAGUUGAAAUAUUUAACCAAAUAAAUAUAAAAGCAAGAAAUACAUGUCAAGAAGCUGACAAAUUAAGUGAUGUCCAAUUGAAGUAUCAAACGAAUCAUGCAGCGACAACUGCGAUAAUGCAUUGAUAAAUGCAUGGAUAAUUAAUUCUUGCCAUAAUGUGUGGAUAAUUAAUUCAUUUUAUUUCGAAUAUCGAAAUCCGAUCCAACUACAAAACAACUUUAUCAAUCCAAUCCGAAAUGUAUAUUUCACACGGAUUUGUACACCUGUAGUACAUACUGUAGGCUCACCUGAAAUAUGGCAUAAUUAAAUCAUGAAAAUUUUAUUACGUAUUGGUUUAUGCUGAUCUUUUCUGAGGGGGUGACUUUAACAGACCCUCCACAUGCAUACACCCAGAAAAUCUGCCUAUGAUUUCAGUUACCUGCACACAAAGUAAAUAAUUAUACAGCCAUGGCUCACAGUUCUAAUUCAAUAUUUACCAUCUUUUUAGCGUUCAUCAUCUUCAUGGCUGCCAGCAUCCUUUCAACAGGUAUUAAAACUUUGCAAUAAUUUCAUAAUUAUACAUGUAUGUAAGGUGCUUUUAUGCUGCAAAGGUAUUACAGUACAGUAUGUAUUUUGUAAGUCUCUAGUAAAUUAACCUUUUCUAAUUGCCUUGGAAAUAGUUUUGACUUUGACUUUGCUCUAACUGGUAGGCGAAGUUUUGGUAACAAAUUAAGCAGCAAGGGCUCACUCCCUACAGUAUGUGAUGCAAUUAAAACUUGUUUAGGUAUGAAUAACAAAAUUCGAAUUAACCCUGGGAGCACCAGUGCUCACCCAUUUACAAGCAAAAUCAGGGCAAAUCAAGUAAUAAAGUAUGGUGGGGCAUAUUGGGAUGCAAUACAGCUUAAUGGGUUAAUAACUAGACUGUCUUGCCUUGAUGAGUAAAAUCAUCUGGCAUUAGACAUACUGUAGUAAAGUAAUAAAGUAGGGCACAAUGCAGUUACUGUAGAUGGAUUAAAUAAUCUCCUGGUUGCUAGACCUUGCUUUUAAUAUUAACUUGUUUAUUUAUAUGCACUAUGGUAUAUGGUUUUAUUGCAGAUGUUCCCCUCAUACAAAUCAAAAACAGGUGACUUUAGAAGAUUGUUCAAAAAUAUUCCAGAAAGUGAGAAAUUAAUAACAGGUUAGUAUUAAAAUGCUGUUAUCAUAAUGAAUUGACUUUACAAAGAUAAAAACAUUCUCUUAAAUAUAGUAUCUUGUAUUAUAUUAAUUAGUAACUUAUUAAAUAUUGAUUAUUCGAUAUUUGGGUUUUCAACAUACUGAAAAUAGUGUGUACUACAAAUGUUUCGAUAUUUACAGAAAUUUGUUCCAUUGUAUACAUACUCUAUGUGUGUUAAGAACAUGAAAGAUUUGAGAAGUUGAAUUGAAUUUUAUUUAUUUUUUUCUGUUUAGCUUUUAGAAAAACCGGAAAACCGUCAUUACAUAAUUAUGUACUGUCAUCGCCCGGUAAUUUGACACCAACGUCGGUUUGCGAUCAAAAAGGUUUCUAGGGCCUCUUCUUCACAUCCGAACAACUUUUCAGUGUCGCUGAUAACAUUGUUACAGCCAAGCGGCACUACUGAGUACUGAAACCACACAACUCAACUCACAAGCUUGUCAUGUUGGUUUUCUUGGCUAAAAACCUAUGAAUUUUUUGCUCGAAACUUUUCUGAGGUUUCUCACUUUUUUGACAAGUUAUAAUGUGUGUUGUGUAGUUUUGUAUAGUUAUUGAAGUUUUUGGUGAUCGUUUGCAGUGAUUUAUGCAGUUGUUUAUAAUUAUGCAGUCAAGUUAUAACGUACAGCGGUAUUAAAGUUUUCAAAGUGCAUUUCUUGACUUCUUUCAGUUCAAAAAUGAAAUCAUGUUCAGGUAACGUUUACGCGAUUUGGCGCGUACGAUUCGUAUUCUGAGCCUGAAUUCAAAAAAAUUACUGCUGACGCCACAAAGCCCACAAUUCCUCUUCAUUUAGUUUAAGCAAAGUUUGAAGGGGAAAAACUGGUUUUACCGGUUUAGAAUUGGAGACGGUUUUCCGGUUUUUAUUUUAAGCAAAACCACCCAAAACCACCCUCAAUAGUACGAAGCAAGAACAAACUUCUGGCCCUCAAAAUAAUUACCUUAUUUUCCUUUCUUUCCUUUAGAUUAUUCAUGCGCCUUACAAAGAGAUAUUCUAGUUCAUGGUAGAUUAUAUGUGUCACAGAAUUGGCUUUGCUUUUAUGCUAAUAUAUUUGGGUGGGAAACUUUGGUAAGUGCAAAAUGUUUUAAUCCAUACAGUACGAGCAUUGAAAACAAUAUGUGACAGUUACAGUACUACUGUAACUUGGAUAUAAGCCUUCAUCAGUGUACUUGAGCAAAGUACGAAUCACUAAGUCUUCCCUGCUUGUGAUCAGUAUACUACACCUUGUUGGUGUACUGUAACUGUAUGUGUGUGUCGUAGCUAAUUUACGUUUGACAUUGAUUAUUUCUUAGGUUACGAUAAACUUCAAAUAUGUUACGUCACUGACAAAAGAGAAAACUGCUUUGGUUAUUCCAAAUGCUAUUCAAGUUUGGACUGAAUCAGAGAAGGUACUGUGUACUGUAGUUUUAAAUAAUUUAUUAUGCCUUCGAUAAUCCAUACAUAAAAAAAUGUUUACUGUGAGUACUGUACUCAAUCCUACAAAAAAGUAAAAGUGUAAGCAUCUCAGUCUGAAAUUGAUCAAAUCAGUAGAUUACUUCAUUUCUAGCACAAGUACAGUAGCAUCGAGCGUUAGUACAGAUCCCUUACCGUAUCUCUCAAAAAAUUUCGUAAUUUAUUGAGAAGCAUUAAGGACGUACAUGUACAGUAUGUACUGUAGGGUUGUACAGUAAUUUGGCAGAGUUUUUAUUUUUGCAGCAUCACGUCUAGUCUAGAAUCUUCUACUAACACAUCUAUCCUUGCUGUUUCCAGUAUUUUUUCACAUCGUUCGUAUCAAGAGAUUCAACGUAUCGUAGUUUAACACGAAUAUGGAAGAAUGUCCUGUCAGAUGAACCUGAGUGUAUUCCAGCUUUGAUGAAAGCUGUAGGAAAAUAUGUAGACAUUUAUUCUGAGGAUUUUGACAACAGCAGUCGAUGUAGUAACGAUGAGCUACCGUCAGACUGUGAUGAUGACAUAAUCGUUGAUGAAGAUGUUGAUGUUGAUAACGAUUCAAUGGCUGACUCAGAAGAACAGAACUCUGGCGAAAGACAAAAUAAUAGUCCUAUCAAGGCGGAAGGAGAUGAUAAAGUAAUGUUUACUUAAUACAUGUUUAUCCUUAGUAAUCUUCAGUAUCACCUUUAUCUGAUAGAUAGAGUUGAAAACAAAAUAGUGUGCAUUGUACCAAAAUCAUGUUGUGUCAGACAGAGUAAAUUGCGGCAUAAUGAGUUAAAAUAUCUUUUCCUAAAGUAUAUACCAACUGUAUACACCCAGUAGCCUACAAACAUAUUUAUCUUUAAUUUAUAUUUUAGUCUUUGGAAGGUGGGGAAUCAUUGGCUUCCACUAUUCCUGAUAUUGCAGUAUCUCCAGCUUCCCCAACUGAAAGCAAAGCUCAAGUAGAACAUAAUAAUGAUCGAACGUCAGCUCCAAAAGUCUCCAAUGGAACUAUUCCUCAUAGAAAAUUGCCUGAAACUCGGCGAAGGUUUCCAUUUCCCUUUAAGAAAGAGUUUAGUCCGUUAAUGAGAAGAAAAAACCAGAGACAAAAAAAGAAACAUAGCAGUACUGAAGACGUAAAUGAUAGGAUACAUCGGGAUAGCUUAAUUGAAGAUGGCAGUGUUAGUGACUCCAAUGAAGAUGGAGAAGGUAUGUGUAGGUCUUCUAGAGUGUUUUACAGUAUAGGAAUACCCCGAUAUAUACAGUAGGGUGUUAUACAGUAGGAAUACCUCGAUAUAGGGUGUUUUACAGUAGAAAUUCCUCGAUAUAGGGUGUUAUACAGUAGGAAUACCUCGAUAUAGGGUGUUGUACAGUAGCAAGCUUUCGUUGGUAGGGAUACAACUACCUGAAAAAUAUAAGGAGGAUUUAGAGCGAAGGCCCUUCGUCUGGAAUACCUCCAUGUACUGUAGGAUGUUGUACAGUAGGAAUAUCUCAAUAUGGGGUGUUUUACAGUAGACAUACAGUACCUCAAUAUAGAAUGUUGUAUAAUAGGAAUACCUCAAGGUAAGUCAAAUAUUUAUAUUUUCCAGGUCCUGUAUUAUGUCCUUGCGAAAGUCAUCUGAACCUUGAAUGUCUGAAUGAGGUAUGGAAGUUAUUUAAUUUGUGAAGUGCAGAGGGUGUUUAAGGUGGCUCCUUAUACAGCUUAUUUGCCAAACUCCAAUAUAAAGGCUUAUUCGUGCUGACCGGGCAUUCUUUUCUACUUUGCAAAAUUUGUUUUCGAAAAUGCCAUUCCCAUAGCAACAAGGCAAAAGCAUAGAGCCUGCUAAUUUAUCUGAAAAACGAAGUUGGCGGUGAAACUCGCAGAUAAAUGACCGUGCUAUGUGUGAUGCAUCGUGCAUGCAUGUUGUUUUUUGUGUAAGCAUCGUGCCGAUAACAUACCUGAAAUACUUGAUGACAUGCAAGAUCCUUCAGUUACUCUCUUCAUUCGUCGAAAAAUCUCCUCCAUAGUUUCGCGAAAAAUUUUCCAAAAACUGAAACCUCGUGUGUUUGUUUUUGUAUGUUUUUAUUCAUUAAGAAGGCAAAACAAGAGCGCAACACUGAGGUGUGCUUUAAUUUGGAAAAAAACUAAUAUUGGUGGGGUUUUACUACGCCCUGGCGUAUGUGACUAACGUCCCGCGUCAUCCCGCGUGUUGCUUACUCUUUACAAAAUUCGUGGUACUGCAUGCACUUCUUCAGUCAUCAUAAUUCUUUAAUAGAACUUGAUCUUCAUUAAUAAUAAGAUAUCGAUGUUUUUUCUUGUUUAGGAAUACGCUAUUGAUGUGGAUAGACUGUACGAGUAUCUAUUUACUGACUGUGAUUUUUAUCGCAGCAUUCGCUCAGCAAGGAAAGAUUUCGGUAAGAUUUUACUGUGCUGUAUGAGCAUGCAUGUUCAUGCAUGACAUAACCGAAGUGAGAUAUAAUGAGAUACCCACAAUAAUCAAACCCAAAAACACACAUGAAAGGCACAUUCACUAAAUAAUCUGCAUGCCACUUGUUACAGUAUACUAGCUGUUUAGUAUUUUAAAGGUGAUACGUCACGAAAAUUUUUGUUGUCCCUUUUGAAAAGAUUUUCCCAACUGCAAAAUAACUUUUGUUUAUACCUUCUUCCUCGCAAACAAAUUUACGUCAUACUGUACUUUGCCUAAUGAGCUGUCAUUAAAUGUCAGCUUAUCAUUUUUAUUAGCGAGUUAAUCGUUUGAAAAUUCCAAUGUGUUCUGUUGUGAAUAAUGUAAAGCAUGCGUAUGCAGUUUUCCAAGUGAUGAUGUUGGAUAAAAACACGUAAAUUUUCAAAUGUUUGGUAGCUCAUUAUGCAAAGAUAAAUUUGUUUGCACUGUAUAUCAAGAAAACUGAAAUAUCUCACCAAGGAAAAACGUGAAGGAAAAUGUGUGAAAGAAGUUGUUUCACAGUUUUGAAAAUUGUUUCAGAAGGGACAAUAAAAAAUUUAGUGUCAUGUUUGCGGUGCUACUGUACACUUACUUUUGCUUUAACUUUUUGCUUUGAAUUACACUCCUAUUUGUUAUUUGUUGUUUUCUAGAUCUUGAUAUUGACCCUUGGGUGGAAGAGGAUGACAAGAAGAAGCGUGCAGUAAAAUACACUAUUAAUCUUGGUUUAGCGAUAGGUCCAAAAACGUCAAGAAUUCAGGAAAAUCAGGUUAGUUUGGAUUAAAUAUACAGUAGAAUAGGUCUUGAAAUGGAAUAAUAAGUUACAUGAUGAGUAUGGUUGUCCAGUUAUUGACAAAAUUUCACGGCGCUCACGCAUGGGCUAACAAUCUUUGAGGCUCCUUCAGUAAAAACAAAAUUAAAAAAUGCAGUGGUAAUAUGUUUCAAGACAACUAAUUCCAUCAAGGCAAUUGUCAACAAAACUUGUGAAAAAAUCAAGGCUGAAAUUCGUCUAGGUAAAACAAGCUACAAUAAAAACAAGGCUGAAAUUCGUCUAGGUAAAACAAAUAUUGUGGACACCGCGUGCGUCAAGCAAAAAUAGAUGUAUUUCUACAGAAUUAAUCCCCAGAAAAUCUCUCCCCCUCCUACCCCCAAUUCAAUGUUGGUAAAUGAAACUUUUCAAAUUUAAAUGCGCGAAACAACAUUGAAUAGGGGGCAGGGGCGACAAAUUUCAUGAAAGAACGUCUCAAUGUUAAUAUUGGCGUUAGAAAAGUUAGGUGUCCACAUAAUUUUUGCCAGGAUUGUAGCUCGGGAAGCCAGGCUCUUUCAUAAAAUGUGAAAAAUUCCCGAAUUACGUAAAGAAAUUUGGAUUUUACGAAUGUCGUAUAUAUAACUGUACUAAUAUUAUUUAUUUAGCAACUGGAAGCUAGUGAGCCAGGACAAUUUUAUGUGGUGGAAACAAGCGUAAGAAUUUACAUUAUUUAUUUUAUGCUAUAUUGACCCGUUCUGUUGUUCUGAUAUAAAUCAUAAAGGUAUACGUUAUGGGGAAUUGAUGCAUAGUUUAGUUUCAUGCAGAUAAUUAUAUAAUUUAGGAACCUGCAUGGUUGAAACCUUUUUGUGGGCAUACGUGAAAUGUCUGCCCACCCUCCACCCACCUUCUGACAUGUUUUCCGCCUUUAGGAAAUAUUCCUAUUGUAUACAGUACAUAUAUGGAAGUUCACUCUAGGCCCAGCAGGGUUACCUCUCCCCUCCAAAGGGCGAACUCCUCCAUAAAUUCAAUCAGAUGGGUAAGGGAAAAAGGUAGAAAAUUCACUCUUUCCUCUUUUUUAGUCUAAAGAUUGAAUUCUUUGUAAAUUAUAGGUGACGAAUGAAGGCGUACCUUAUGCAGAUAGUUUCGUCGUCAUCCACAGAUAUUGUCUCUCGAAAGUAAAUGCGUAUAUGUCUCGAAUUAGGUAUGGUUUUUUUUGUUAAUCUUUUCGCAAGAGAAAUUGGUCUCAGCCGUGCUCUAAUUUACCUACAUAUUUCUUUAACUUCCAUAUUUUAGAGUAACAGCCUCCGUCAAGUAUGUUCGACCCGUGUGGGGAUUUGUAAAAAGUAAGUAAAAUCUCAAGAGCCCAAAAUUUAAACUUAUUAUAUGUGUAGUUGUACUGAAUAGCUCUAUCAGAUCAUAACUUCCCUCCUUGGAGGACCGGUAGCGGCCUUCCCGUUUUGGUAGAUGCAGUGGUGUCAGAGUUCUAAAAUUUCAACAAGGGGGCUGUUCAAUGGAGGCCUUGAGGGCAUGAACCGUCAGAAAAUCUUCGAUAUUCGGUCUCCGAAACACGAUUUCUUGUAUUUUAAGUGAUGUUAUAAGAUGUAUAGUUCUGUCAUAUUGUGACAAGAACAUGCAAUCACUACAGGGCUCAUUAAUCAGAGUGCAUGCCAUCCUGGAAAAUUAGCCGUACAAGCCCCCUCCCCCAAACUGAAAGGUAAUUUUUAAAUUUUAACAAGGUGAGGGGCUAAGCCCCCCUUUCGGCUUUCACUACACCUCUGGUUAGAUGUUAGUAUAAAAGAGGAAACGGAGAACAAAAAGAAAACCAUGGAAGAAACAUUCCAGUUGCCAAAUCUCUCUCUCUUAUCAAAUACACUUUACAGCACCGGAUACAUGUUUUAAAACUUUCUGUGGUAUUUUACAGAUAUGAUAACAAAGAAUUCUACGGACGCAUUGUAUACGUUUUUUGAGUUUUUAAGUAAGUACAAAUUGAAUUCACUACUACGUAAUUAAAAUUACAUGGAUACAGUAUUUAAUCGACAACUUGAAAUGAGAAUGUAAUAUCGCUUCCAACUAAAAACCGUGCACGCUUCCUGUCAAUUUUGUCUUGUCUAGCAUUGAAAAGUUUUGAACUUAUAAUAAAUUAAUUAUUCUCCAAUUCCCUCUUUGUGAAUUGGAGAAUAAUUAAUUUAUUAUAAUGUCAAAUUAUAUUAUUUAUUAUAAUGUCAAAUUAUAUUAUUUGAAUUACAGAGGACUUCAUCAAGACGGUAGAAGAUGAAUCCGUUUUACACUUAAGAAGACGGUUAAAUUCAUCAAGAAAACGGUCACGACAGCAAACACACGAGAAAGAAGUAGAAGAGGGUGAAGCUCAGGAAGAAGCAGGUACUAUACUGUACUACUGUAUCAAGUGGCCAGUCAAUUUGUGUAUUCUCCUAGUAUGUAUUUCUUGCUUUAAUUUUUUGCCUUUACAGUCUAUUGUUUUCCACUUACUAUAUCAGUGUAGGUGUAAGUUUCCUAAAUUACCUUAUUUUAUAUUUUGAAAAACUUCAAAUAAAAAAGCACAAAUAAUAAUUAUUUUUGCCAUUUUAAUAAGAAUAAAACGAUCGUGUUACCGUGACAACCACUUGACACGAGCCAGCGCUCACUCACCGAUUGGGUAAUUUGUAUGGCAGUAAAUGUAUGGUAGUUGCUCUAAUAAACCCACAAUAAAUAUGAUAUAUACUGAUGAAAUGAUGAAUAUCCGUUCAUCACGUUAUUAUCAUCAUUGGUAUAGGUGAAUCUACUGGUAUCUCCUCGGGAAAAGUUGGUGGACGAUUUUCGUCGUUCGCAAACCAUAUUUGGAGGUAAGCGUUAUUGGAGGAAACUUGAUGUCAUCAUACAGUGAAUUUGAAGGCACUCUCGCGUACACCACUUUGUUCAACACAAAUUGUACACAUUAAUUGGAUACAGUAUAUAAGCUUUCGAAUGCGUUCGUGAAUAUUUUUUAUGUAUUUAGAGACGAAAGAGUAAGACAGUAUACUGUAUAUUGUAUAUAGAGUAUUAAUUCAAAAUUAAAUCUAUAUUUUCAUUUUUUCCCUUAGAGACAACAAUUGGUUUCUUGGUGCAUUUAUAUCUUUGUAAGUUUAUAAAACUGUCGAUAAUUUUAAUAUAUUUUUCAAACAACGGAAAGAAUGAUUGAACAAUUUCUUUAGGACUAAUAGUCUGUUUUUUGUUUCCGUUUAGGUUGAUUCUUUUAAUCGUUUUAAACGUCUAUCUCAGCUACAGAGUAAUUUCACUUGAACAUUCAACAAAAUCGUGGGAAACCAUUGGUUUAGCCCCAUCUUUAAAGUACGUCGACUGCUAUGCGCAGUAGAGACUUUUGUAACUUUUAUUUUAUGUUGUGUGCAUGUCCAAAUCGCUCUUUAUAAUGGUUUUGCUAUUCUUCAUUCCAGUACAUACUGUACUGCAUGUACAAGGGAUAUUAAGUGUACUGUACGAUCCAGUGGUUAAGCACUGGGCUGUUAAUGCCAUUUACAUAUAUAGGGGAUAUACAGUAGGUUGUCAAUUUCUCCACUUAAAAUGUGAUUGAGUAGAUUUAGUUAUCAAUAUAAGUCAUUCCUUCAAACCAAACAGUGUCGUGAUCCUUUCAAUCGCAUCAAUCAGGGAGAGGAAAAUGACGAAAAAGUCCAGUGUAAACAGGCUUUGAAUCUACUGCUCUUCAUUGCACGUUCUCGUUUGGACUACAACAAUAUAGUAAAGAAAGUGAAACCGUGUAUAUAUAAUAGUAGGUAACAAUGUAUAUAUAAUACAUAGAGAAUAAUACAUGGGUGCGCGGAAAUACCAGAUUUAUUUCGAGUGUUGAACAUGAUAUCUCACGAGUGAGCGCAGCGAACGAGUGAGAUAUCAUGUUCAACACGAGAAAUAAAUCCGGUAUUUCCAAGCACCCAUGUAUUUUUCUGUUUAUUAUAUAAAGGACAGUCUUUGAAAAGCGAUAAUUUUUACAGAAAAGCGAUAAUUGAAAGCGAUAAUUUUCACAUGUGAGAUUAUCAUGAAUAAUCUCACAUGUGAGAUUAUCACUUUUAUCAGUGCUCGAAAUCUCUUUCAAAAAUUCAUUAAUAAUUCAUGAAGCAAUUAUCCAAUCUUGAGUAAGAAAUUAGUCACGUGCAUACGUCUUUAUACCAGCUAAAGAACACUUUAACAAAAGACCAUUGUUAUGCAAACUAUAUAAAGAUUUUUAUAUAAAGAUUUUUAUAUAAAGAUUUUUAUAUAAAGAUUUGACUUAUUGUGCAAACGUUUUUGAAGCCAUUUAAAAAACUCGCAGUCGUGUUUUAUUAGGUUUAAACCUAAUAAAACACUCCUGCUCGUUUAUUAAACAGUACUUAAAAAACUCAUUAAUAAUUCAGGAGGAAAACACAAAGAAAAAUCAUAAGCGUGUCGUAUCUUUAUAUGUGAUAAAAAUCAUGUUAAUUUACAUAAACUUUAACUUUGAUUUUCUCGGUUUAGACAAAGUUUAUUUUAAAAAUUACUUCACCAAUGAACUCAUAUAAGAUGAGUCGUUUUUUAAGCCAUUUAAAGCACUUGUAGUCGUGUUUUAUCAGAUAUAAAACGCUCGGCUGCGCCUCGUGUUUUAUAUCUGAUAAAACACUCCUAUACGCGUGCUUUAAAUAGUACAUAAAGCACUAUACUUUAAAAAUACUUAUAUAGUUUACAUUUUUUCUAGUGACUUGCCUACAAACGUCGACGAGUUUCGUAGUCUACUGUACAGGCAGCAGUACAUUCAAAACAUUCAAUUUAAAAGGUUAGUUUUGUCUAAAUUACGGGGUUAAAAUAAGUAAUACUGUACAUGUAUGUUACGUACUUUAGAAUACCAAAAAUAAUAACAUAUUACACUGCAUGAAGAUGCUCAAAAAUCGUAAAUAUACUUUCUAUACCAUUAACCCUGCAUGGGCUUGUGUGUUUCUGAGUUUCUCUAAACAUUUUGAUGGAUUAUACAGUAAACAUAUACAAUAUGCAUGCAGUGCGGUUGAAUGAAGUUCUUUAACUUAUCCGGUGGAUAUAACAUAUGGGGACCUUAAAAGUUAUAUUGGUUCAAGAAGGUUCUUUUAUAGCUUGUAAAUACAUUCCAUUCUAUGUUUGUAAAUUGAAAUUUGUGUAAAUUUCAAUUCACUCAUUCACUCAUUCAGAAAAUAAGUGCAAUUGAUACUAAAUUCAUUGUUUCUGUUUUAGGUGGCAGCAUGUUCUUUCGACGUCUAUGCAGUUUUUACAACAGGUUAGUUAGUAACUUAGUAUACAUCAUAUACACAUAUAGGGGCCGGUUUGAAACUCUUAUAUAAUUGCUGCUUUUUAUCGCUUCAAAUAGCUAUAUUGCACAUGCUAUUGCAUUGUGGUCAUGCGCUGUAUGUACAUUGUGAUUAUUCAAUAUCGGAAUUGCAUGCAUGGGAAAGCACAAUAUACAGAAACCAUUUUAAAGUUACUGGAAUUCAAAUUUUUGGACAACUUAAACAUGCAUGAAUUUGACUUUUGUUGCAAACGUGGCACAUUUAGCGUAUAAACAAUUUUUCUGCGCCGAUGAAGCUCGCUGAAGUCUCCUAAUCGGUUCAAACACUUGCUGGAGAACGCUUCUAAGCACAGCGGUAAGCCCGCAAAGCUGGUAUCUACAAUCUACUCAUAAUAGGGUUCCAUAAAGUUCAUGUUUCAAGAGGAUAUAAAAUAAAAAAGCAAUCGCAGUAUUCCCCACUUUGUAGAUACACUAUACCUAUAUAGUACUACAUCAUAAGACUGAACUUUUCGUGCAGAAAAUUUAAUGAUGUUAACUCUCUGAAUGUAUAAAAUGUUACUUUAAUAUGUUAUUUGUUCGAGAAUGGAAUACACUGUAUGUUAACAUGUGUUAUUCUUUUCUAUGCAGGUACAAGAUUCAUUGAGUGAAUUGCAAAAGGAAGUGGAGGACCCAUUGAAUACGUAACGAUAUCUUGAACGGUAUCUAGGCUUCUGUUCAAUUCCGAUUUAGUUGUGUUGGGAAACGCCACAAUCCUGCUUUUCUAGCAACAUGUACAAUUCCCAUGCCGACCCCGCACAGACCAGGAAGCUCGAUUGUGUUAAGUACUAGACUGUUCGUACUGUGUGGAUAAAUCUUGCUGGUUCGAGAUACUCCUUUCGUCCACAUGCCAUAGACUUCCUGUUUGCGUGAACAAUGUAGUAUUCAUUUUCUCUUUCUUUAAUUUAUGUGAUAGAAUGCGAAUAUAUAAUAUGAAGUGUAGUUGAAUUAUUAUAUUGUGAAAUGGAAAUAAUAAAAUAUUGAUAUUUGGA
Molecule: messenger RNA, 18994 nt
Organism: Paramuricea clavata
Lineage: Eukaryota; Metazoa; Cnidaria; Anthozoa; Malacalcyonacea; Plexauridae
Source: the annotation of a GenBank genome assembly